Molecule: messenger RNA, 321 nt
Organism: Acaulospora morrowiae
Lineage: Eukaryota; Fungi; Glomeromycota; Glomeromycetes; Diversisporales; Acaulosporaceae
Source: the annotation of a GenBank genome assembly
UCUACGCGAUACGUUGGUCCGGCUUCUUUGUUGUUAAUAGAUAGUUAUGAAGAACAGAUCAUCCCUCAAAGACAAGAUGAUUUGUCUGCUGUCGAAGCAUAUUUGAAAGUUUUACCAAAUCCAGAAAUUGCAGAUAGUCUAAUUGAUAUCUACUUCCAGAAAAUUUACCGCCACUUUCCUCACCUGCGGAAGAAGGUGGUGCUGGACUGUCUUAAAGAAUUGUCAACACCACAACAGUUUCUUCUGUUAAAUACUAUAUUUUUUGCUGCAUCACCAUUCCAUUCAGACGAAAAUUUACGUGAUGGUGGAAUCUAUCAUCAG